Molecule: messenger RNA, 999 nt
Organism: Candidozyma pseudohaemuli
Lineage: Eukaryota; Fungi; Ascomycota; Pichiomycetes; Serinales; Metschnikowiaceae
Exons: 1
Coding region: 1-999 (332 amino acids)
Source: RefSeq, a predicted model, not a curated record
AUGCUGUUCAUCGAGUUCAUAAAACGAAGAGCAACCGUUAUCAACAUCGUGCUUCUUGUACUCGGUCUUGUGGGAUACCUCACCUGUGGUGGGAUUACUUACAAAGCUUAUACUUCCAUUCAAUCAGACGAAGAAUGGAAGAAGUUGGAUUACUUUGCUUACGAGAAACUUGUUCCUAACUACUCCGGUAAUAUAGACAACAUCAAAUCCAUUCUUCAGGAAUACGAAUCCAUUAUGUCGCCAAAAAAGUUUCCCAAUCCAAUGCGAUUUCGUAAAGUUGAUUCAGAUUUCGGCCGGAUAUUGAGAGAAGGUGAGAAUUUCGGCCGGAUAUUGAGAGAAGGUGAGAAGCUCUUGAAUGAUACUACUGCAAACAAUUUUUGCGAUUUCGACACGGUCAAAAGUUGGAAUAGUUACUUUAUCAUGGUCGAGAGCGGUUUUGACAAAAUGUUGAUUGUUAUGAAGCGGAGGCAGAGUAUCUCUUUAUACUUUACUUCUAGCUUGCUGCUCGAAGAGCUCGAGGAGCGGAUGAAGCAGCAAUGUCGCAAGCAAAUUUGGGAAAGUGUACAGCAUUCUUGGAGAUGUGACGUAUCAAUGAAUCACAGGAAAGAAAAGUUGGAAAAAGAAGAGUCUUCCCAAUCGAAUGCUUGGAUCUUUUUCAUGGUAUUCUUGCAGGCGUUCGUCUUGUUGAUGAAGAAUAAAAGAUUCUUGAGCAUCUUGCUCGGCUUCUACGCCCUCGCUUUCUUUGUAUGCUUUAUCGCAGGAGGAUGCCUUCAGCGCCAAACGCCAGAAGCUUAUCUGCAAAAGUGGCUUGCUGAAAAAGAGCUCUUCAAUAUCGGUGGUGCAUUCAUCGGAGCAUUCACCACAGGUUGUGUUAAAUUAGUAAGUCUUGAGGAAAAAGAGAGGAAGGAAAAAGAGAGGCAGGAGAGAGAGAGGCAGGAGAGAGAGAGGCAGGAGAGAGAGGGAAGAGAAGAAGAAGGAAGAGAAACGCCUCAAAAUUAA